Gavialis gangeticus (Gharial) is the source of this 2117-nucleotide messenger RNA. RefSeq names its product G protein-coupled receptor 39 (gene GPR39). The transcript is spliced from 3 exons. Gene Ontology annotation, cellular component: membrane. The record is from RefSeq and is a predicted model, not a curated record. Gene Ontology annotation, biological process: G protein-coupled receptor signaling pathway. Lineage: Eukaryota; Metazoa; Chordata; Crocodylia; Gavialidae. Bases 449 to 1840 code for a protein of 463 amino acids. Gene Ontology annotation, molecular function: G protein-coupled receptor activity.
CAGUGACCACUUCCUUGCACAGUUAAUGUUUAACAGAGAGGCUGGAGCUGCAGACAACCCACAUUUUUCUGUAGCAACAGGCAAGUCGUAUCCUGCACGGAGCAGAUGGCAGCAGGACCAAAAGAGGCGCAGAGCUGCAGAGGGUGACCUGGGGUGCUGGAGGAAGAUCUGAGUUGGGAGAGCGCGGACAACAAAAAGAAGCUGUCUCUGAGUUUGGAGGAGGUAAAUGCUGAGAACAACCCUGCUGCUCUCUCACCUUCUCUGCUGGUUUAUUGACACAGCCUCUGUAGCUAGCAAAUCAGUUUUGAUUCAGGUGUGGCUUGUAACCACUGCAGCCUGAGUGCACUGGCUGGUGUAGGGGAAGAAGGAGGGGUUGGGGAAGAGCCGUUUGCUGCUGCUGCUUCAAGGAAAUAGGAGUUUCUUGCUCUUUUCUUGGAGGGGAUUGCUCAUGGCUGGGCAGAGUGGCCAGUCAGACUGUUCUCAUGUGAUCGAUCACAGCCACGUGCAAGAGUUUGAGGUGGCUCUGUGGAUUAAGAUCGUGCUGGCCGUCAUCUAUGUCGUCAUCUUUGUGGCGGGAAUCAUGGGGAACAGCAUCACCAUCAAAACCACCAGGAUCCUGCAGCAGAAAGGCUACCUGCAGAAGGAAGUGACGGACCACAUGGUGAGCCUGGCCUGCUCGGACCUCCUGGUCAUCCUGCUGGGAAUGCCCGUGGAGUUUUACAGCACCAUCUGGAGCCCCUUCUCCACCCCAAAUGGCGACAUGGCCUGCAAGCUGUACUGCUUUCUUUUUGAGGCCUGCAGCUAUGCCACUGUGCUGCACGUGGCCACUCUCAGCUUUGAGAGGUACACUGCCAUCUGCCACCCCUUCAAGUUCAAAGCUGGCUCCAGGCCCCGCAAGGUGAAGCUGCUCAUCACCUUUGUCUGGGUUACCUCCAUCUUGGUGGCCCUGCCUCUGCUUUUUGCCAUGGGCACAGAAUACCCCUUGGAAAUUAUCCAGGGCCACCAAGGAGUGACUGCCUGCACCCAGCCGACUGGCAGGCACCACAUGCCCGAGUGGAGGAGUAAUAUGACCAUAUGCACCAACCUUUCUUCCAAGUGGACUGUCUUUCAGUCCAGCAUCUUCAGCGCCUUCAUUGUGUAUGUUUUGGUGCUGGCAUCUGUGGCUUUCAUGUGCCGCAGCAUGAUGAAAGCCCUGAUGAUACGGAAGCAGGGCACCAUUGAAGUAAGAGGAGGAUCGGGGCUUCAAAACCAGCACCUAAGGACAAACGAGAGUGCCGAGAGCAAGAAUUCCAGGAGACAGAUCAUCCUCUUCCUAGGACUGAUUGUUGCAACUCUGGCAAUAUGCUGGAUGCCAAACCAGAUUCGGAGGAUCAUGGCCGCUGUUAAGCCCAAACAAGACUGGACAAUAUCCUACUUCAGAGCAUACAUCACCCUUCUCCCCAUUGCUGACGCUUUCUUUUACUUCAGUUCUGUAGUCAACCCGCUCCUGUACAACAUCUCUUCUCAGCAGUUCCGGGAUGUGUUUCUACAGGUCCUCCGCUGUCAUCUGACGGUAGAGCAUGCCAACAAACAAAAGCUCCUGCGAGCCCAUUUGAAUUCCAGAGCCAACAGCGCCCGCUCUAUGCGUCCAUUGAUCUUCAUGUCGUCAAAACGCAAUUCUUCUACAAGGACCAAUAACAAGGUUUUCUUAAGUACUUUUCAGAAUGAGACCAAGCCUGACUGCAGUCCACAAAAACUGAGUGUUGAAUUGCUGGAGCCCAACUUGGAUGAAAUGCCACUGGAGACUAAUGUAGAGCCCAGUCUAGUGGCACAGAAUGGCCUUCACGAACAUGAAGUGUGACUCCACGCAAGGCAAAGUUUGUUGAGCGCUGACUUAAAACAACUGUUGAUCUUAAGUAGUAUUUCUGGCAGACUUGUUUCCAACUACACAAAUGAAGCAAGAGUCGUGCGUGCCGUUGUUAGGAUUUUUUUGUUUUGUUUUUGUGUUUUUUAAAGUGCACAAGAGAUUUGAUCUGGUACUUGAAUGUAUUAGCUGCUGACCAAACAAGAAAACGAACAAAAAAAAAAAACAAAAAACCCUCUUGGACCAAACUUCUCUUUAGUGAUUUGGAAGCAAA